Messenger RNA from Peronospora matthiolae, 258 nucleotides. Lineage: Eukaryota; Oomycota; Peronosporomycetes; Peronosporales; Peronosporaceae. The record is from the annotation of a GenBank genome assembly.
AUGGGUGGGGUGGGUGUUAUGCACGAGUGGGUUGUUGUGGGUGUGUUUUUUGGGAUUGCGGGAGGUUGUGGAGGGGCACUUUGGUGCGGACGAGGAAAUCGUAGACUGAAACGAGUGCGGGCGAAUGCGCAUCACGUCGCGGUUCUGCUUUUUUGUGCUUUUUUGUGCUUUUUCUUGUCCGACGGCGGUGGGAAGUUGGAGAUUGGGAAACGUGAUACGGACCCAGAUCGAGGCGAGCGGGGGUUGGACUGGCUAUGA